Sphenostylis stenocarpa is the source of this 246-nucleotide messenger RNA. Lineage: Eukaryota; Viridiplantae; Streptophyta; Magnoliopsida; Fabales; Fabaceae. The record is from the annotation of a GenBank genome assembly.
AUGUUGACUAAUGAAGUUCUUCUGAACCAGAUGGAAGCUAGUACAAUACUGCUCAAGAUUCUGCUUGAAAGCCAAAAGUGUGUGUUGAGGGGGAAAGUGUUGACCAGAGCAAUUCUCGACAUGAUUUCACUAGCAAGUCAUGCCACUGGUACUCAGCUUCACAGAAUCAAAGAAUUCGUCGCUGCAAAUGAUGUUGUGGCAUAUAUAUGGGAUUGUAUAUGCUAUCCCAACCAUUUUGCAUUCUAA